Molecule: messenger RNA, 28980 nt
Organism: Porites evermanni
Lineage: Eukaryota; Metazoa; Cnidaria; Anthozoa; Scleractinia; Poritidae
Source: the annotation of a GenBank genome assembly
AUGGCGCAGUGUGUGACUCGUGUCGAGCUUCAUGUGUCUUGCAGAGGGCUUCUUGAUAAAGAUACAGUUUCUAAAUCAGAUCCUCUGUGUGCGUUAUACAUACAGGAUGAGAAUGGAAAGUGGAUUGAAGUAAGUUACAAGUAUGAAGUUAGUCGAUAAGGUCAGCUUAAUGGCUCGUUACAGGUGCAUGUAGACCAGCACGUAAAAGUUUCUAUAACGUAUAAUUUAUAAACAAAGCACAGUACAGGGUCAAAAACAGUACAGCCCAAAAUACACCAUUUUACAGUUACAGGUCGAAACGAAGCUGGCGUUGACGACCUUGUUUUGAUAAAACCCUUUCUGCUUUAUUAUGUAAAUCAUGUCGUUCUUAUGCUAACGGUUUUUUAAGCGUAAUUUCCAUAACAAAAGGAAAGAGGUUUGUAUCAAAACAAGGUCAACCUCAGCCUCACGUUCACUCAAAGGCUGGAACACUAAGUUCACAAAUGUAAAAUGGUCUACUUGAAACAAAUGAUAAAACUGCUAAUGCUUACUUGGUUUAAGGUUGAUAUUUAACUUUCACUUUUCAUCCUAAAGUUUGAAUGGUUUUGUGUUUAAUAUGUUAAGCGUAUUUUGUUAUACAUUUAUAUAGUGAAAUAUUCUUAAUUUCCAUGUUUUAUUGAUAGAAAAAUAAUUUCCUGUGAUGAACAAAGUCAUUAAGGUCUUCUUUGUUAGCUCUAAAAACAAUUUAUUUUUAUUUGUUUCGUUUAUUAUAAAAAUCAUUGCAUGCUAAAACAAUUAUGUGACUGAUGCUAGGUAGAUAUACCCAUAUAAUAAGAAGAAGUAUUUGAGCUAUACAAGAGUUUGAGGGAGUUACAAGUACGUACAUGAUACUUAAUUUAUUACUCCAGUAACAAACCUGGGGGAUUGCGUGUCAAAAACACCUGUAACAUCGAAGUGCACUCAUGUAAGCAGGUGCUGUACUUUUUGUCACUUCCCCUUGACAACAAAUCAUUUAGUGUAAGACCAAAAUGCAAGCUUGGUGCAAAAUGCAAAACAGGGACUGCAAACUGGGGGUGAAAUGUAGACUGGGUUGAAACUGUACUCACAAUUGAGUUUAAGAGAGAGUGAAAAAAAAAAAAAUGAGAAUAUGCAAUUUACUCUUUAUACUUUAUAUAUGCAACUAGAUCCUAUUAUUCUCUGGAGUCAAUGUGCAUGACUCACAAACGUGAUCGUCAUCUCGACUUUUUCUGAGAGACACUACUCUUCAGCUUAUGACGAGAAGUUUGUCAUGAAGGUUAUACUGAUCAUUACCAUCCAGUACACAUAAAUUGGUAAAACACUACCAGGGUUAUGCUUAAUUAAAAGCUGACGACCCAAAAUACUGUUCUAAAAGAGCAGCAACAAACAAGGGAGUAAAUUAUUGCACGUAGCUUAAAGAGUAAAGGCAGCUGGCAAGGUGGUGCUAGGCAUUUUAGCCGUGAAAAGUUCCAUUGUCCUGCCAUCUUGCACGAUCCCUCUUGUGCUGUUUGCUGCAUUGGGGCUCACAUCCCUCCCCCAGGCAAUGAAUAUGACUUUGUGUUUAAGGGAUUUUGCCUUGCAGAUGACACGCUGUAGACUACACAGAAUUUUAACAUCUAUUCGCCAUAUUUAAAGCAUAAGCAAAUAUAAUUUUUUGGUGAUUUGUCUUUAUCUUGAGUAUCCUGAAGCUGCGGCAGUAUCUGUUUCACACCUUAGUUUUUAAGUUUCUGGUAGCCCAAGUUUAAAAAUUAAUGGUACUUCAUCAGCUUUUAUAAUAAUUAUUGGGUUCAUCUUUAAGCCGAAGGACUAAGCUAUCGCUUCGUCCUUCGGCUUCAAAGUAGUCUUCAGUAAAAUGAGUGUUGCAAGGUCUAGUUGAGUUUGUAGAUUCAGCGAGUGUUUUUCACAGCAUUCAUCCAAAACCUCGCAUAUCGGGGAUGAUCGGGCCAGUGAUAGACUAAUUCUGUCUUUGCGAGUGUUAAAACAUUCAAUAGCAAUGCAGCAGUGUGGCAUUAUAAGAUUCUUCCUGAAAUAUCAGCCAUAAAAUCCUUUAUUGACUGUUCAAAACAGACCGUCGGAAACCUGGAGGCCAUGAUGUAUUGCCUUGAGACAGGAUCUUCUUUCUACAUCAUUUCCGGUUUCUAGCUGUAGCGCAAAAUUUUAAUUGUGUGACGAACAACUUUCCUUGUUUUCAGGCAAAUGCAGACGAUUACUUGCCUUUUUUUAAUCAAAAUCAUCUAAUAAGUCCUUAAGCUAUCUGAUUUGCAUUUUUCAAGCCGUUUGUCAAUUUUUUUGUGAAUAUUUAAUUAUCUUAGCGCAACGCGGCAAAAAUAGAUCAGGUGACUAAUUAUUUUAAAAACCUAGAAGUUCGUUAUGCAACUUACAUUUCAAAAGUGUCACCACAGAUCGCACUUCGAAGCUUACUAACCGCAUAUGGAACACAAAUUGUAAGUAUAAUAUUUUCCCGUCGCUUCAACCGAAAUCGACAUGUGUAAUAACCUUCUUUGUCAUAUUAAUUUAAUUUUUCAGUUGACUAUACUACUACAAGUGCAAAUAAAUUCCAUGUACGUUCAUGUACGCGAAAAUCAGUUAGUGGUAAAAUCUUCAACAUAAAGUAGCCCUUCAAUCACAGGAGCGAAUCGGUCAAAAUUUGUUGCAGAAGAUUACGCCGAGUUACUAACUACCACCAAGCUUCGCAUUUAAAUUCCGCUCACAAUGCCGCCGAAGGUAGACGUGAAAACUCUCGCGGGAAAACUGGACAAUGCCGUCAAACUCUUGUACGAAUUAAUGGAAGAAUUCGAAACAAUUUUCUCCGUAAAACCGGACCUAAAAACACUUGAAGCAGCAUUCAGUUUAGUAGAAACCAAGUACAGACUGGUCAAGAAACAGCAGGAAACAAUUCUGGAUAGACUGGUCGAUGAAGGCACUGGCCCAGAAGACGAACUUGUGUUAGCAACAAAAAAAACUGGAGACAAAACCAAAGCUGAUUUCCUUCAAAUCACUUUAAAGUUUGCUGCAUAUCAAAAGGAACAAAACUCCUCAGAAAAUUCUAACAAUGCGACAACUCUGGAAGCGCUAACAUUAUCAAUGUCGUCCAUGACGUCGGCGAUGCAGAAAAUGGCCGAUAACAUCGGAUCAAAACUGUCAAACUCAAGUUUACAACGAUUACCUGUACCAGUAUGGGACGGAACUUGCAGAACCUAUGCCACGUGGAAAAGGAGUUCAGCCAUUGGAUGAAGAAAUACGGUCAGGAUAAAGAUGAACAAUUGCAACGUUUUUGAAAUGCAAUGCCAAAAGGAUCGUUCUGGACCGACCAAGUAAAAACUUGUAAAACCAUUGACAGCGCGUGGAUCAUUUUGGAUACAGAGUUCGCAGACAGACAAAAACUAAUGGACGAACUGCACACCGAGAUUAAUAAUCUUAAAGCAGUCAAACGAGAUUCUAAGUCCCUAAUGCAUUUCGCUAUGACAAUAGCCUGUUAUGUAAGUGACAUGGAAGAUAAUAUUGGGUGUCCUGUGCUGGAGUCAGUUGAAGCGCCGUUCCUCAUGUCCCAGCUUCUGUCCAAACUCGAUCCAAGUGACAAUUCAGAUUUUGGUAGAGAAAUGAAAAGAGAAGGAAAAGAAGAAACCGUGAGCAAUCUAAUCACCUGGUUACAUCAAGAAGCGAGUAUUCGUUCCCGAGGGAACAGCAACACAGUGGAAAGAAACGAAAUUCGCCGAGACAAAGAUCCCAAAAAGACAGCAAAUAACGCCGCUAACAGCGGGGAUUCUGACGAUGAAACAUGUCCUCUUGGCUGUAAGACCAAACAUCACCCGGCUGCAUGUCCUAAGUUUCAGAUUCUAACAGUCAAUCAAAGGUGGGAGGUUGUAAAGCAACAUUGGCGAUGUCACAAGUGUCUGAGAGCAGAUCACACAAACGAUUGCAAGAAACCAGACGGCUCAACGUGCAACAAAUGCAGAAAAAAACCAUCACCGGUGCCUACAUAACGAAAAGACUGGAGAAACUAACACAAGUUUGAAUCCCAAAGCACCACCGUUCCAAAGUCAGUUCCAAGGGCCCACACCUACGUCGAAUGGUAAUAUCCAAGGGAAUGCUGUGCACCAGAAAAGCAAGUUGAAACCUGUUACUGGACUUUGCCCUGUGCAAAAAGUUAAAGUCAUGAACAAAAAUGGAGAUUUUGUCGAAGUUCUCGCCAUGUUGGACUCCAGGUCUAACACAAGCCUACUCUCCAAAAGUGCAGCUGGUCGACUUGGCUUAAAUGGAGCAGCAACACGUCUCAGUAUGAAUUUAGCGGGUGGAAAGAAGAAAAGCGAACCUUCUGAGAUAAUCGAUGUCACGGUUGCCUCGCCCUCUGACGAAGAUAUUACGAAGACCCUUCAAGUGUACACCAUAACUAGACCUUGCAGUAGUGCCAAAACAAUUUCUAAGGAGUCAGUGAGACAAUACAGCCAUUUGAAGAACGUUUCCGAUAAAAUACAUCUCUCGGGUGGUGCCAUAGAUCUCCUUAUUGGCACAGACUUCGUAGAGGCCUUCAUUGAUAUUCACACAGUGUCCGGAGAACCUGGAGAGCCCAUCGGGAAAAGAAACUGCUUUGGAUGGUACGUUCUGGAACAGUUCGAGUCAAGCGGCUCCACCCUAUCUGAAAUUCAGUCAAUAGAAGUAGGGACAGUGAGUGUCGAGGGAGAUAUCAAGAAACUUCUCCACCAAGACCUCCUUGGAGUCAAACCAACCAAACUCUGUACUUGCACUGAAAACGUGUUACGUGAGAGCGAGUUCGUGAAGUCCCUCGCAGCUUCAACUACUUUGGUCGACGGGAGAAUACAAGUGAAGAUGCCCUGGAAAGAAGGAGGGCCUCCAAAACGAAGCAACUACGACAUCGCUCUGAAGAGGAUGCUCUCCGCUGAAAGGGGGUUUAUGCAAAAAAGGGUUGCUUCGAGGUCGUAAAAGAGGAAGUGCAAAAGUUGUUAGACCAGAACUUUAUCACGAUGAUUCCACCUGAACAAAUCGCUCAUGAUAAACCCGAAUGGUACCCCCCACUGCAAGCAGUGUUUACGCCAGAAAGAACCACAAAAGUUCGACUAGUCUUUGAUUCAUCUUCAAAAGGUCAUGAUGGGUUGUCCCUCAACGAUUACCUUGAGAAAGGACCUAACUUCAUCAAUAGUCUUCUGGAUGUACUGGCAGCAUGGCGAUGGGACGAAGUGGCGUUCACUGGUGACGUUUGUAAAAUGUUCAACCAAAUCCUGGUACAUCCUGAGGAUCAGGUGUACCACAGGUUUCUGUGGAGGAGCAACACAUGUGACAAACCAACUGUUUACCAGUGGCUAAGACUGAACUUUGGUAAUAAAUCGGCUCCUGACAUCGCAACUAAUGCUAUCAAUACGCUAGCCAAGCUUUCGAACGCAGAAUUCCCGGAAGCCGCAGAAGAACUCCGACAGCAUGUGUACGUGGAUGACAUCGGUGGCUCCAGAGAAACAGUAACCAAGGCAAAGCAGAUUAUCAGCCACAUCGACGCUGUCCUCGCGAAAGGCAACUUCCAGAUCAAAACUUGGCAUUCCAAUGAGGCAGAAAUCGACCAAUCCAACGGUGAACGGUUCACGGAUCUUCUCGGCCUAAGCUGGGAUGAACAGCUAGACACGUUCACCUUCAAAAAGAAUGACCUCGGAGAACUGGAUGUCCUGACAAAGAGGCGCUGUUUAGGUCUUGUUGGUCAGUUAUGGGACCCCUUCGGUCUUGUGCUGCCCGUCGCAAUCAAGUUCAGAAUUGACUUGCAAGGAUUAUGGAGUUUAGGUUACAGCUGGGACAACAUCCUUCCCGAGAGUAUUCAGCAAACAUGGUUAGAGAAUGUCCAGUCCAUAAAUGAUCUCCUGUCAUUUCAGUUUGACCGCAAGCUAAAACCAAACAACGCAGUGGGCGUGCCUCAAAUUUACGGAUUCUCCAAUGGUGGUGAGCAGGCUUAUGGUGCGGUCAUCUUCCUACGGUGGAAACUUGCUGGCGGAGACUAUCGUAGUGUUCCAGUCACGAUAAAGGCUUUCGUCGCACCUCUGAAGAAGAAGAGCAUCCCGAGAUUAGAACUGUUGGGCUGUUUAGCACUUGCACGCAUGUACGUUACAUGUGUAAAAGCAUUGGAGUUCGCAAAAGCCCAGGACUGGGAAAGAUUCUUCUGGAUAGAUUCAUCGACCGUUUUGUCCUGGAUCAGAACGCCACCACGGGAAUUCAGGCCUUUCGUAUCUGCUAGAGUGGCUGAAAUUCAAGAGACGAUUGGGGCAGACCAAAUACGCUACAUUAAGUCUAACAACAACCAUGCAGAUGCUCUAACGAGAGGAAUCCAUCUUAAUCAUCUCAUGAAGUGGUCAGAGGGACCAUCCUUCCUAGAGUUGCCAGAAGAAAAGUGGCCCAGCGCUCAAGACCACACCCGAGUUAACACUCAUGUGGACGACCUCGACGCUUUAAGAGAGAAGAAAACGUUUCGGAAAGAGAAGAAAGCCGGUAAACAUCACAGUGCCGCCGCGGAAGUAUGUCCUGAACUAGAUCAACCUGGAUCUGAAGAAAAUCCUAUCCUUUUACACUUGCUGAAAACGUGUUCUACGUACUCCAAGAUACGGAGAACUCUAGCCUACGUCGGUCGCUUUAUUCACAACGCUCGGAAAAUGAACCUAAAGUCAGGGCCCAUUUCAGUUCAGGAACUGAAGGCUGCCGAGACCCAUCUUCUGAAGUGGAGUCAAUUUCACGUCAACGAAGACAGCUUGGAUAAGAAACUGGUAGCAAAGAAGGCUGAAGAUGGCCUUUUUCGUGCGCAUGGUCGACUUGAAGAUAUCAGAUGUCUCCCGGAAGAGUUGAGAAAGCCUAUUAUCUUGCAAAAAGACCACCCUUUUGUGAUCUUGCUUCUGCGUGACCUCCACGAACGACGUGGGCAUUGUGGCUAUAAGAGUUUAAUCCACGAGGCCAGAAAAAGAUUCUGGAUCAUUGGACUCCGCAGAAUGGCUAAGACCGUCACCUCAAAGUGUGUCAUAUGCAGAAAACUACGGAAAAGGCCUCUCAACCAGCUCAUGGGACAGAUUCCAAACCUAAGAGUAGCAGCUGGCUUCCCGGCAUUCUCAAACACUGCUAUGGAUAUGUUUGGGCCAGUACAGAUCAAGCUCGGCCGCAAAACUCUGAAAGAGGCACAAGUGAUCAUCUUCGCUUGCAUGACAUCACGUGCGAUUCAUCUUGAGCUGGUCACCGAUAAAACUUCAGAUGCAUUCUUAAUGGCUUUUCGACGGUUUGCCUGCCUACGCGGACACCCUAAUGUUUGCUGGUCAGACCGUGGUACAAAUUUCGUGGGUGCCCAAGGUUACCUAAAGGAAAUCACGCAGAACUGGGAUAUUCCUGGGGUAAAGAGUGUCCUCUCUGAUAAAUUUAGCUGCGAGCUCAGAUGGGAAUGGAAUACACCACAUGCGAGUCACCAAAACGGAGUUGUUGAAACCCUAAUUAAGUCAGUCAGACAAGCAUUUAACGCCACUUGCAAGAACCAAGCCUACUCCGAGGAACAAUGGAGAACAAUUUUGUCAGAAAUCACCUACAUGGUCAACGGACGACCGCUGUACCCCAGUUCCGACGAUAUCUGGGAGGCCCCACCGAUCACUCCAAACGACCUACUUCUAGGCCACUACAAUCCACCACCACAACCAGAACCAGAGGAAAGAACCAAUCCGCGACAAUUACUCAGGAGCACCCAAAACAGAGUUGCUGAUUUCUGGAGGAGCUGGAUGAAGUAUUUCGCCCCAAACUUGUUACCAAGGAACAAGUGGUUUCGCGUGCGAGAUAACAUCCAGAUCGGUGAUCUUGUACUGGAGCUGGACCCCAAACACAAAAGAUGUGAAUGGAAAAUGGCGCGUAUUGUAGGCACAUAUCCUGGAAACGACGGACUUGUCCGAAAAGUGAGAAUCAAGACAAGAGACGGAGAGUAUGACAGACCAAUUCACAAGUUAUGUCUCAUAGCCACUAAAGACGAACUGAAUGCGGAUCGCUCAAGCUAGUCGAUAGUAGAAAUGGACUCUAACACCAUUUUCUGACACUUCUUUAUUGAACAUUGAACACUUAAGCCAUUAUAGUCGUUGCUCAAUUAGAACUAAUUAUUUAGACCUAAUUUCCGCACUGGGGCGGAGUGAUUUGCAUUUUUCAAGCCAUUUGUCAAUUUUUUUUGUGAAUAUUUAAUUAUCUUAGCGCAAUGCGGCAAAAAUAGAUCAGGUGACUAAUUAUUUUAAAAACCUAGAAGUUCGUUAUGCAACUUACAUUUCAAAAGUGUCACCACAGAUCGCACUUCGAAGCUUACUAGCCGCAUAUGGAACACAAAUUGUAAGUAUAAUAUUUUCCCGUCGCUUCAACCGAAAUCGACAUGUGUAAUAACCUUCUUUGUCAUAUUAAUUUAAUUUUUCAGUUGACUAUACUACUACCUGUGCAAAUAAAUUCCAUGUACGGUCAUGUACGCAAAAAUCAGUUAGUGGUGAAAUCUUCAACAUAAAGUAGCCCUUCAAUCACGGGAGCGAAUCACUAUCUUUUCGUCAAAUUACGGUUUUGGGUAUAGAGUAUCCCUUUAAACUUUUCUUUAUGAAUCUGACUGUAUAACUGUCAUUAUGGGAUGAAUAAUGAUGUACAGUGUAUAUGUUACAGGUCAAAUUUGAUUUCAGGUUAAUUUUGAUUUAACCUAGUUUGAUUCUAGUUUGAGAAUCAACCUUAACUUGAAAUCAAAUUCGACCUGUAACAUAUAUACACUUCUAUCAAAGGGAGAAUUUGACACUAGAUCAGGCAUCACUCAUGAAACAUUAAUUUUACGUCCCUAAAAUGAUCAAUAACUUUCAGCUUUGUCAGAACAGGUCCACCAAAUAUCUCUAUAGUGGUCAUUCAGUAGAGGUUUAAGUCUACAUUAACACUUAAAUGUCUGUCAACAAUGACUACCACUGAGUAUUAAGCUUUAUGGUAUUAUGAUUAGUGAUUUCUUGAUGUUAUUAAAGUUUCUAACAACUGUGAGCAGGUGUUUUAUUUUAUGGACUGUUUUUGGCUGUAUUUUCGGCAUUCACAGGAACAAUAAUUAUAAUGUACAGUAACUUUAAUCCACCAUAUUUGUAUUGACUCAGUUUAAUAAUUAUUGUUGUUCAAAAUACGUAAUUCAUUGCAAUUGUAGCAUGAAAGAACAGAGAAGGUGAAGAAUAAUCUAAACCCAGAUUUUGCCAAAGGAAUUACCAUGGAUUAUUACUUUGAGAUGGUGCAAAAACUGAAGUUUGCAGUCUAUGAUGUUGAUAAUGAGACAAGCAGCCUGGGAGACGAUGACUUUCUUGGUGCUAUGGAGUGUACACUUGGUCAGGUGGGCUGUUUUAAUUAGUAUUUUCGGUUAUCCUGUUGUAAAGGAGCUCCACACGCACCAGCAGAGCCCCAUUUGCCAUAGCUAAGAAAAUUUGGUUAGCUAUCCAUCCAAGAAAUUUUGGUAGUCACUUGACUGCACGUCCACCUGUCCAUCCGUCCGUCCUCACCACGGGGAAACCAAUGUAAAGUGUCACACUUUCUAGCUGAUGUGAGAGCCUGCAAACUGAUAAUGCACAUCCAUGUUGUGGUCAAUUGACAGCUGUCAAAACAGGGUUUCUGCUGACCAGUAUAACAUGACUGUAUCGUGGGCUCAGGUGUUGACCCAAUGAGAUUACGUGUUUUUUUAUGUUAUCUAUUGACAAGUUACCAGUUUUAAACUGAUUGCAGGCUUAACUUCAAGUGGAUUUUGUUGUAAUGGUUACAAGUUUAUUACAGUAGACUCCUGAUAACUCGAACCUUCAAGGGAAAUAAAAAAAGUUUGAGUUAUCGGGAGCUCCAAGAAAAUAUCCGGGAGUAAGGAAAAAAACAGUUUUUACGGCAUAGUGAACAAUUUAAUCUCAUUUAAUGGUCGUUAAUUGUCGAAAUGUCACGUGAAAAUUAAAAGAUACAUUUAGAUCAUAAAUCAGAACGUAACAUGACAUUACCUUAAUAGAGAAUGCGUUUUACUGUUUUGAGAAGUAAAGCUGUUUCACGCUAGAUUUGUAACAAACAACAUAAGCGUCCACUAAUAAACUAUAAUUAUAUGCCUACAACACGUCAAUGGAAAUUCAAAAUUCAAUGUUUCGGAAGCCAGUAGACUGUUUUUUCCUGACUUUCAAGGGCUCAAAACAUGGUUUGAGUUAUUGAGGGUAAAAUUAUAUAGAAAUGAUCCAAGGGAAAACAAAAACUACUUUGAGUUAGUGGGAGGUUUGAGUUAUCGAGGGUUUGAGUUACCAAGGGUAAAAUUACAGUAAAUGUAUGAUGGAAAUCCAGGGGAAAUCGAUUUUGGUUCAAGUUAGUGUGAGGUUCGAGUUAGCAAGGGUUCGAGUUAUCGGGAGUCAACUGUAUAUCUAGUUUUAGCUAUCGCUAAGUGCAAACGAGCAAAGAUUUUGCCCAUAAAUGUACCGCCGCGCUAUUCAAUUAUUUUUUUUAGAAAUGUCUUGAAUAACUUGCAUGUCUUCUUGAGGCUGCUCCUUGGCAAUUAUUUUACUUUAUCACUGGGAUCCUUGCAAUUGUCUUUAGCCUUGGCCAAAUCUAUCUUAAUUUUUUGAACCCUCUUUUUUUACCACCACAGCAACCAUAUUAAACAACAACAAUAUAAUGAUGAGCUUGCAACAAAAAUCUAUGAAUGAAUCAUAAUACUCUUUUUCUAGCAGUCUGGUUAAAUAGUAACUGUCGUGAUAAUCCAUACCUCUAGGUUGUACAGGUCUCUUUUACAGUUGAGCCCAACCUUGAACUUGUACCUACCAGGGAAACAAAAACUAGUUUCUCUUGAACAGUUUGGACAUUAAAGAUCCCACAAACCAAAGCUUAUUAAAUAUUCUUUGUUCGAAUUUGAAAUUGAAUGAAAUGUAUUUCAUUUAUUAACAAUUCAAAAAAAGUUAAAAGUCUAUCAAAGUUUCUUUAGCAUACGUGUCUGUAAUCGUUAGUUCCCUGCUGUUCAACCAUGUUAAUGUCAUUCAAUAAUAAUAUGAAAUCGAAUUAUAUGAAGCAUUAAUCUAUAUUUUGUUAAUUAACUACUAAAUAUGGUAAAUUAAGCCCUUGUUUAUCAAAAUAACUGUGAUAAAAGAGGCCUAUAAAAAGAUUUGGGAGCUUUCUUCGGAAAAUAAAGGUUUGAAACAAGCGCAAGAUUGCAGUGUAGAAAUGACUGUAAAUAAACCACUAUCUUGGGUCAAGCAUGGGCUCAAAAAUUCGUCUGGUUACCAAGCAUCACCAUUCAGUUCAAAACCAUUGAUGCCAGAUGAUUUGUUUCGAAUACAAAUUGAUUUUUUCUUCAUUUAGUGCCGGCUUUAGAAUAUGUAGAAGUCAUUGGAAACCGAUAACAAAGAAGAUGAGCAUCUAUCUGUAGAGCCUAAUAAAUAAGACUCACCCCAAAAUUACAACAGAUUUAGAGCUAUCGAGCAGACUUUCAUUGAAAAAAUGUGCCUCAAGCAAUAAAAUACGGUAAUUUAUUUUGCGUAACAACCUUAUUAUUUUUACAGGAAAAAAUAAUGACUAUUUUAUUUUAUAACUAUUUUAAUGGUCAGCAAUGGAAUAUGUGUGAAAGAUGUUGCUCUCAAAUUUCACUGACAGGUACUCUGCCUGGCAGUCUUAUAAGAACUAAUUUUUUUGUAGGCUAAAUCAUCUCAGCACAGUCUCCAAAAAGUUUUGGACUUAGUUUAAACAGAUCACAAGCUACAUAAUUUGUACACUAAUGAAUGGUAAAAGUGACAAGAGGUUUGGCUAAAGAUGAUUUACCCUCUUUAACCAAUCCUUGUUUUCUUUAAGGUAUAUGCUGAAGAAUUAAAAGGAGGAAAUGAAAUUGUUCAGUUGACAUUUAGAGCAACAAAUCUGGAUAAAAAGGUACAAAAGUGUUCAAUCAUGCUCUUUCAAUAGUUAGAGAUGAUCUGUAUACAUGCGCAUUAUGUGCUUCUCAUUAUGUGUACAAUGUAUUCAUUGGAUCAUUGCAUAAACCAAAAAGUUAUAGUGUAGCUGUUGUGGUUCAAUUUUAUCCUUGGUUUAAAUUUCAUUUCCCCGUGUUUUAAACUCAUUAUCAUACAUUACCACACCCUCCCUUAAUCAAAGGGAAAUAAAAUUUAAACCAAGGAAAAAAUUGAACAACACAACAUAGCCACCUUCCCCCAUUGUCAUUUUUGUCCAAAUUGCAGUUAUUAUCUUCAUCUUAUGGAUCCUCUGUCUGCAAUUUACCAUAAGGCAUUAUUUACUGGCUGUAAUCUGUUGCAUUAAUAACCCAUUCACCCCUGGAAAUUUUGCCAAAAUCACCCGCUGAUGCUAGUUGAGCCAUUUGCUAUUUACUGUCCGGCUAAGAAGAAAUAAAAUUGCCCAAAACAUUGUUUACAAGUUGAGCACCGAACAUGCUGGUCUUUGCUCCUAAUUGUAAGGUACAACUACCAAAGUUUGGUAAUGUGCAGAAGGUAUAAAAAUACGAAAAACAACAAGAAAAACGUUGCUUCACGCAGGAGGAAAACUUGCAACAAUUUCGUAGGAAGCUAAAUAUAAAUGUUAUUGUAAAAAACAAAUCAACCACAAGUUUCCAUGGUCUGCACUCUUACAGACUGUAGAAAUGAUGCAAUAAAAUGUUCAAAACUUUGCAUUGAAACCACUAGCCUGCGGCUCGUGGUUCCACUUGAGUUUUGAACAUUUCAUGACAUCAUUUCUAUGGUCUAUAAGAAUGUAGACCAUGGAAAAUUGUGGUUGAUUUGUUAAACAGACCUGCCAACCCUGAUAAACGUACAAAAUGUAGCUAUAUUCUACAUGUAUUUUUUUCCUGAUCAAGAUCAAACAUACCCUUUUCCAUUGAGGGGGUAUUAAGUAUUUUAAUUAAAUGUUAUCUCCUUGCUUUACAAUACAAUACAAUACAACACAAUACAAUGUUCUUUAUUUUGAGAGGGUAGAUACAUGAUUAACCCAGUAAAGAGUUUUCUAACACAUGGCCCUCUGUAAUACAGAAAGAAAUAUAUACAAAUAAAUUUCAGAAAUACACACAUACAAUAAUUAAUUGAAUGUAACAUUGUGGUCCCUGUUGUUACAAGAUGCCUCUUUCUUUAAUGACUCUAAGAAGUCGUCACUUAAAAAAGUCCGAAACUUAGAGCUAGUAGGGGUCGUUUCUACUGGAUAAGCUGACUAAUCAUGGCCAAAAUAUUACAGAAAGUCCCAACAAAGUACUGGCAUUCCCCACUGAAUCUCCACUUUAUUCCACAAGAUAACAUUUCAUUUCAGAAUGAUUUUUCCCAAAAACCGUGAGAUUGGGAGUCUUGUCAUGAGUCCGUGAGAAAAGAUAAAAAAUCGUGAGAGUUGGCAGGUCUGCUUUAAAGUUGCCAUAACCUAAUUUUUUUUUCAAGUUGAGCUUCCCUUUGAUUAAAAAACUGCUGGUCCUAACUGAGCCUACUAUACCGAGCUCAUGGCUAUUAGGCCUGGGUUUGAAACUCUGUAUCCUAGCGACAUGCAGCACAUGCUUAACAAAGAUCUUUCUCUCAAGUACGCCUAAUCAAGUAAACAAAAGGCAUUGCUGGUAGGGUGUGGUCCCCAGAGUUCUUAGUAUCCAUAUCUGCAGUGUAAAUCAAAAUAGUUGGUUGCCAAAUGGUAACCAGGAAAAAACUUUAACUUGGAGGGUUGCCUGUCCUCUACCCAAAAAAAACUUAUAGGGAUAGAAAUUACUCUGACCAAGUACAUGUAACUGACCAAAGACUGGGUCAACAAGGCAUACGGAGCCAGGAAGGCAUUCAAUAGCAGCUAUGGCAUAGUGAUCACCUGCAAUCAGGCGUUCUCUUUUUCCCAUUUUUUCUUAAGGGGGAGCAUCCUCUUUUUGGGGAGGGGGGAAGCAUGAAAUUCGAGGAUGGGCAAAAGAAAAAAGGAAGAAGGACCCCCUGGUUCAAGGUUUUCAUGAAGAAUUCUACUUGCAGGAAAAACUACUCACAGGCUACCAAACGUUAGCGUAGAGAAUUCUUCAUAGUAAACAGAGAAAUCUCCAAUGCCUAACGAACACCCUCCGGUUGCCUGAAACAAUCAUUGAAGGCUUUUUUUUUUCUUUUUGGGAAGUUAAAAUCAGUUUUAGUGCCAUUCUAAGGCUGGUUGUUAAUCCAGAUCAGUACUGAACAGUGUUUUGACAUUUUUUGCUAAAUUUAGUUCCUUUUACUUAUUUAUUUAUUCAUUUAAAAUUUGGGGUGGGGGGGAGGGGGGCCGGGGGCACAGUGCUAAAUUUACAUAGUAUGAAAAAUGCCUGUUCCGUAAAAUUAAUAAAGUGCUUAUAGAAAUAAAUAACAAUAAAAGGGUAGUUAGAUAAACUAAUUAUUACAUUAUAAUAUGUACUGACUUGUGUUGGAAUUGCUGCCUGCUGUAUCCCUUCAACCUUGUGCUGAAGCCCUGUCAGGGAGGGUACAUGGGAAUUCUGCUGGACUCGGUUAACAUGGCCAAGGAUAUAAUCCCAGCCACACAAAUGAGUGAAUCAUGCUCGCCUUGGAGUAUAGGCAUUAGGCAUCCCCUUUGGCAUGACGCCAUGUGCCUAGCCUGCCCUCAUCUGGUGGGUUAUCCUGUCAGUGGGUUUUGUCCGAGCCUUGCUGGUUUUUCCCUAGCCAAUUUCUCCCACCAAAACAUAGUGUGUUAUGUUAUUUUUUUGUCAGUGCCCCAUAACGUUAACUACUAUAAUGUGUACUGACUUGUGUUUAUGACAUAAUUAUUGCAGGACUUUCUUGGAAAAUCAGAUCCUUUUCUUCAAGUGUCGAAAGUUAAAGCUGAUGGUGGAACUUUGCUCGUUCAUCGAACUGAGGUAAACAUGACCUACAUGUACUUGGACCCUCCUUAUCAUGGAAUGGGCUUUCUCCAUCAAAAAAAGACUUGUCCUACUCUCCCUUCAACAGGGCCGAUUUUUGCAGGGAAAGGGACGGGUCAUUUCAGUUCGUCUGGCGAACAGAUUAGAAGUUGAUAUAGAAUAAACAAUGAAUUAUUUCGUGGAGUUAUUGGCCCUAUAUCUGUGUCAAAUGAUUAUCUAAAUGCAUUAUUCAAUGAUGUUAUAAUCCUGUGGGAGAGCUACAGGAACAAUGUUCCCCACGGGCAAAGCCUCAACUUGUUGCAAUUCACUCUCUGUGUGUGAUAAGUCUUUUCUUUCAGUAAAGGAAUAUGCUAUUUGUAGACGGCCCCGUCUACUAGAAGCAUAUUCACUUGCCGUGGAUAUUUAGAAGGGCUUUAAAUGCAAUAUCUGACAGAAGUAGAACUGAAACUUAAUUUGCUUUGCGAGUUUUAAGAAACAGGAAUUUAUUGUUGUUUUAUAGUAUUUAAAACACCAAAGUUGACCCUGUCGCAUUUUAUAAGCGUAGAACGACCAUAAUUUUUGGAAUUACUGGUAGAUCAAAUGUACGCCAUUCACCUAUCCUGUAGUCAUGGUGACCGUUGGGGUGCCACAGACAUAGCAACCCUCUCCCUCCAUUUGAUUUUGUUUUCAGCUUCUCUUAUACACUCAAGCUUGAAAAAGUGUAAUUAUAAUCUACACUUCUCAAAGUAUUAAACUACUGCAUCAGACAGUCAGUAGUUUUCAGCCCAAUGAACCGCCACUAUGGGAGUCUUGUCUUUAGGGAUACUGAGGCUAAAAUUUGCCAAAUUUUAGCAAUAUCUUAAUAGAAUAAACCCGAUGCUGAGAUUUUGAAAAGAAUGUGUGUAUUAUUUUGUGUUGGUAAUGUGUAAUACAAUACAAAUAAACCCACAUUAUGUUUUUCAACCAACUUUUCUUGAUAAAAUUCCUUUUUUCUCCAAAUGGCAGCGUAGGUCAAUGAUUAUUAUUAUCAUUAUUAUUGUUAUUAUUAUUAUAAGAAUUAUUAUUACGGUAUUAUAUGCUUAUUAUUUUGUAGGUUGUUAAAAACAAUCUCAGUCCAUCUUGGAAAUCAUUCACCAUUCCACUUCAUACACUUUGCAGUGGAGAUUAUGAUGCAACAAUACGGGUAAGGGGGGCUUGAGUGAAAGGCAAGUUUUUGGUUUGGCCUUUCACAUCGAACGUAUUGUUAUUUAUUUAUUAUAUUUUGAAUAAUAUUUCAUGCAAAUGUUUAUCGCACUUAAACACAGAAAGGCCAUGAACACUAACUAUUUAAAACACUUGAAAUGACUGAAUAUUCAGUUCCAGUAAUUCGAAUAGUACAAAUGAUUAUUACAUGCAUGUAUGCACUUGCUUAUUAUUAUUAAAAAUAAUUUUAAAUGUGUUUAUCACAAAUUAGUCAUUUUCAAGAAGAUUAUCCACGACAAACUUCCUACAUGUAAAUUAUAGAACAAUAAUCGGCAAAUGAACACUCAAAGCAAUCUAAUACACUAUUCUUUCGUCUAAUUUUUGCCGUUACAAGUUUGGCUGCUAUGACUGGGAUGAAGGUGACAAUGAUGAUCUAAUUGGCUGUGUGGAUGUAACACUUCGGCAGCUGAUUGAUACAAAAGAUUCUGGGGUAUGUACUUUUUUACUGAUGAUAUUUUCUGGUCAUUUUCUCAUGUUCAACAUCAUGACAGAUUGAUUGCUUUGAUUAUGAUGACGAUGGGACCCACGACUUUAUUGGGGGAACCAAUGCCACUCUUCGGCAAUUGCUAGAGACCAAACAGACUGGGGUAAGAUCAGUGACUAGAGUGAUGAUCAGUGUAUUCCCUUUCAGUUUGACUGGUGGUUCGACCCAGAAUUUUUGUAGGCACAUCUCCCAUUUUUGAACAUCUUGUACUUAUACUUAAACAGCUUGAUCUCCAUUGUAAAUCAGUUGUAACACGUGGAUUCAAAGUAGCUGAACAUCAAGUUUAUUAUAACUUUAUUCUUUUAGGCGAACGGAAUGAAUAUCACGUGACAAUAAGGUCAAUCAAAUUUCAGCUCCGCAUUUUCUAUAGAAAUGCUUCUGCUCUUUGAAGUUUCGCAAAAAUCUACCAGAGGAAUUUUGAGAUCUCUUGGAAUUUCUGCAAAAAAGUAUGUAUAAUCUACGCGUGAACUUAAGACUUGACUUAUGGCGGACAAAUUAUUCAUUCAUUACGCAAAGAUCGAUUAUUAAUUCUCCAAACCGCUGGAAGCAAGUAGACUUUCGCGAUCUCGAAAAAAUUGAAAAAAUUUGAAUCGGGGUAAAAGAAAAUGCUGAGCUCUUUUUACAAAUAGUGUGGGUACACUUUUCCUUUUAUGUGAACAGCGAUUUAAUCCAAAUUCGUGCAGAUAGUUUUCCUGCAAAAAUGUUCAGAGCUGCAAUUGGUUAGUAUACUGUGCUGUCCCUGAAUUGAGAACUUUUAAAGUUGUCUAACGUACGCGCAAAAUUGAGGGAGCAUUGAAGCGAUGUCAAAGAUCUGGAUAAUUUUGUGUUCUUGGGUUUCCUCCUGCCUCGAGCAUAGCACGUGUGUACGUGGAAUUUCCAUGCAGGACGCGUGAAUUUACCCGAACUCGCUUUGGGUUACCACUCAAAAUAUACGUAGCGCACUGAAAGCGCUCACAAAGAAAAUGCGAAUGAAGGCUGAAAUUCGAUUUGGAGCUAAAACAAUUGUGACGUCAUUGUCGUGUGAUAUUCUUUGCGAUCGCCAAACAAUUCUAUCAUACAUGCACAUGUAUCAGUCUAUGUGUUCAGUCAAUUUAUGUGUUACAUUGGAUUUACAAUAAAGAUCAAGCUGUUUAAGCACAAGAGGUUCAAAGAUGAAAAAUUUGCUAACAAAAAUACUGGGCUGAGCCGACUUAAAACCUUUCAAAUUAUAAGAAACCUUCAAUAUUUUUGUCUUACAUAUUUUACUCUGAGCUCCCAACUUCAGCAGAUAUACGUUAGAACCCCCUAAAAUCUUAAGUUUUAUUAAUGGUACAGUGUCACUGUAUAGGAUCUUAUCUACUGCACAGACGGCUUUCUCUGAUUUUGAUUAUUCGUAACUUUUAAAGCUCUCAUUAAAGGGACAGUGUCCGAUUAUGCGCACGCGCGAGCGUCAUCUGUUUUUUCUUCAAAAGACAAUAGAACUGUCAUAUUGACUCGACAAGAUUUCCUUCCGGACGCACCGCCGACGGAGAUUAGCCUGCAAAGCAGGCGUAUUUUGGGGCGAGAUCCAUGAAUUGUUUUCAGGAUAACGUUGUCCCGCCAUCUUGGACGUUAAUACUACCAGAGAGUUGGGACGAGUCAAAAAGUGUUUUUAAGGGAGAGGUAGAUGGGUUAAAAAUAGGGGAGGGGGAGAGGAGGGGAGGGUUUUCUCCUCUCUCCUCCCCGCCCCUCCCCCCUUCCACCGCCCCUCCCCCUUAGUCUUUUUGGUUGCUUUUCAAGAUGGCGGCCACGAUCAAAGUACCUCCGAGUUUUCGUUAAAAAACGUAAAAAACGCCUGCUCUGCAGGCUAACGGAGAUUUGUUGUUUAUAUUCUCAAGUAAUAUUUCAGGCUUUCGAAGAAGUCUUUCUUCUUAUUUAAAAUUUGACUCGCGGCACGAAGACUUAUCGCGAUUUUAUCGCUAGCAGGGCCGCCUCGCGACCCGAAAAUCUCGUUCCGCUCGCUUUAAAAACAGUUUUUCUAAUGUGAAACUCGUGUCAGAGGUCAAUUGUUCCGAAUCCAGUAAUAUUUGCAUGAUUUGCUCGCGUUUGAAAGACGUAAAUAAAAAUGCAAUGUCAACGCUAUGAAUCAUAGCAAAGGUUAGUCAGAAAUUAUAUUAUGAUUUUUUUAAACAUGUACCGCCUGUCUGUUUGAUUUUGUCGGCCGCGUCGUUGCAAAACAUUCUGCUUCACGAAGCUCCCCUCCACAAGAUCUCCUCAGUCACAUCAAUGUCUCAAUGGUUUCUUUCUUACAGCCAGUUUAUUGUUGCUGUUUCAUUUCUGCCUAUUCCUUUCACAAUUAUCUGAGCUUGUAAGGAAGCUAGUACACGUUGAUUUAUAACGGAUUAAAGGUAUACAUGUAGUAGAAUGUAGUUUAAAAGCAUUUUGCACCAUAAUUUGACCCUACCUACCCUGCGAGCAGAGGCCCUUCGAUCUUCCUAGAUAAGUCUUCCCGACUUAUCUAGGAAGAUCGAAGGGCCUCUGCUCGCAGGGUAGACCCUACCCCGUUAAUACGACCACCCCGUUAAUACGACCAAAUUUCCAUGGCCCGAAGGUGGUCGUAUUAACGGGGUUCCACUGUAGAAGAAAUAAGCCUUCAAUCGGCAUCAAAGCGCUUCCCAUCUUUUGGUCCUCCAGCCAACGGCAAUAAAAGUAACGCCAAAAGUCCAGAUUUCGCCCAAAUCGAAACUCAACGGGUACAAUACAUCAUUGAUCUGUAAUCCUGAGAAGUUUUAGUGUCGUAUUGAACCCGGCCAAGCGCGAUGCAAACGGAUUUUUGAAGGUUCUCUGACUCUCCUCGCAUCUUUUGAUUUCGCGACAUCCUGUCCAAAAGUCAAAGUUUGGUGCAUGCGCAGUAACGGGAUACUGUUCCUUUAACUGAUGGUUCAUUGUACUGAUUCAUUUGUUACUUCUUUGACUGUAUUAGUCCUCUCUUGUUUUUCAAUGAUAAACAUGUAUUUGUAAAAAUUAUUUUCCAGAAAGGUCUUGACCUUGUUAAUCCUAAAAAGAAGCAAAAGAAGAAGGGAUAUGUCAACUCUGGAGUACUAUAUGUCAGUCAGUGUAACGUAAGUCGGUUGAUAUACAUCCCUUCAGUUUCUUAAGUAGACUUGCCUACAAGUCGAGCUCAAUUUUUUUCACGAGCGCGUCGCUUCGCGCGGUAGAUUUUUCAUUUUUUCCUGCGGCAAAAGCGAGCGAGAGAGCGGGAGUUCGACUUGUUUCCCCGCAAAAAAUCGCAUCAAGUGAUGUCAUUUUGGCGCGAACUAUUUGCGUCCCUGUCGCGUGUGUCGUCGCGUGCAUGUGUCAUCGCGAGUUUUCAAAGUAUGUCAAAACAAGUCCGAACCAUGAAUCGCCGACGGGACAUUUCUUUUUAUUAAAAUCCAACUAGUGGUCUGUUAUCAAUGCUGCGUUCUGAUUGGUUAAGGUACCACUAGGCUAUAUGUUAUAGCCUCCUAGUAGCAAAAAGCGCGGGCUUUUUGGCGGCAAAAAAGGAUGAAAGUCUAGCUGUAACUAGCUUAAUUUUUUUUUCUCGAUAUUUUUUACCAACUAGUUGGAUUUUACUAAAACAAUUAUUCCUCUCGCCCUCAUGGCCUCUGAGUUGAUGGCCCAUCCGGGCUCGAGGAAUAAUUGUUAAAUAGUAACUUUUUGGAUUUUGACCAAUUUACCGUAGAUUCAAGAGAGGCUAAUAUAGAAAAUAACCGAAAAAGAUAAACGUUUUUUCUCGUUUUUUACUUUACACUGGGGCCAACAACCGGAACCGGAAGUGAGAAGCGAAACAAACCGCUAGCUACGCAGGCUAUCAGUUUCGUAACUAAGCAUCGGAGGUUAUUUUUAGCCCUUUUAAUGAUUUUUUGAGAUGUGUUUUUGCGACAAAGUUUUUGAGCAAGUACAAACUCUUCAAGAAAAUGCAAGGUGCAUUAAUUGACGAUUUUGCAAUCUUUGCUACCAGUAACAUCAGAAAACAAAUUUUAAAAAAGUGUCAAACCUUGCUUGAUAAGGCGUUUCUUUGCGCUGCUCCAAAAAAGAAAUAAUCGCCUAAUAACCUAAUUGCAGGUUACAAAAGGCUGACUUGUCAAUAAUCUCCUUGUUGUUACUCUGUAGAUUACCAAGGUGCAUACAUUCUUGGAUUACAUUAUGGGUGGAUGUCAGAUCAACUUCACGGUAGGAAUGUAUUCUUCUUAUUUUUACAAUGUUAUGACUAUUUUAUGGCUGGGAAACAAAAAACAGCCUUACAGAAUGACUUAUGUCUUUCCCAAAACGGGAGGUAAAUAUCUUCCCUAAGUGGAGCCACGACAGAAAAUUUAGCCAUUAGGAAGUGGCAAUCAAUCUGAUUGAAAUAUAAAAUAACCGCUGAAAAAAGAGAAGCAAUAUUGAAACAAUAUAGCAAUCACAUAAAGAGGCACUGAUGGGCAAAAUUGAAGAGGAAUAAAGUGGAUUGAAAUUAAGGUUUUUGCAAACUGUUCAGCCUAACAGUUUUUGAAAGUCUACAAUAAUAUUAUGGUUCUGCGUUCUUUUUAACUUUAAAAUCAGUAUAACGUUUGGAGCUCUUUGUUUGUCAUGAAACCACCAACGUACGAGUAGUUUUAAAAAUUAGCUUAUGUUUCGUGGUAAGUAAUUGGCAAACUAAACUGAAUCGACUAACUGCAGUCCCUUGAGAGGUUGCCAAGCAAUCAGAUCAUAAAGUUCAUUCACACAACCGCCUUGAUUAUCAUAAAUAAAUAAAUAAAUAAAUAACGAUUUGGAGGUCGCACAUCCACAUAGUGGUUCUUCGUCUACCUGAAUCCUGGUCAAAUUGGAAUUUGGAAAUGUUGGUUUUUGAGGAGAAAGAAAAAAACCGGAGUACCCGGAGAAAAACCUCUCGGAACAAAAGAGAGAACCAACAACAAACUCAACCCGCAUUAUGGCGUCGACGCCGGGAUUUGAACCCGAGCCACAUUGGUGGGAGGCGAGUGCUCUCACUACUGCGCCAUCCCUUUCUCCCCCGAGUAUAGGAAAAUAUGUGUCACAAGAACUCAACUACUGUCACUGCAACAACAACUCCCGGCGAAGACUUGACAAAUUUACGCAAAGUGAUUGCAUUAAAAAAAAAACAACACUCUUUUCAACGUUGAAGUACAUUUAUUUUUUUUUUAAAACUUUUUAACGAAAAUUCAUUGAAGUCAUAAGGGAGCUUUAGCAAAGACGACGGCGACGGCAACGAGGACGUCAAAAAAGCAAUAGGUUUGUUAAGCAAAACAACAACUUUGCUCGUGCAUAACGCUUUUUUGUACAUUUCUUUGCCGUCACUGCACGACUACAACUUGAAAAUGACCACUUUCACGUUUUAUGGAGGACGUAAACAAGAAACGACGUAUUUUUCGUAGGGCCUGUUUACAUGGAGGUGGGGGACCGGGCCAGAUAGGUGAGGUAACAUGUGGCGGGUCACCCCACCCAGCAUGUAAACAUGAUUAAAUUAAAGUGAGAGAUUAUAUGGACAGGCGGGUUACCUGACCUACCUGGGGUCGCCCACCUCCAUGUAAACAGGCCUCUACUCUCUGAGUUCUAAACUAAGCGGUCCCCAAGAAAUCAACCCCAAGGAAAUUCACCUACAAUUGACAUUUUCAGCGAACUGGAAUAAGUGCGACAAAGUUACAAAAUUCGCGAAUUCAUUUUAAAAGUGACGUUUCCCCUUCCGUCGUCGAUGCUAAAGCUCCCUAUCUUCUAAGUACCGUGGCUAAAAACAAUUGGCUCUGUGUAAACGUUUGGGUGAAGAGAAAGAUGUUUUUGCAUUCAGUGACGCAGACGACUCGGAAGAAAAUAUUCGAGUACUGCCGAUAAGAGGCGAACGGCAUUUGGACUUCUGAUUACUAGUCCAAAUCUGCUACUGAGUGAGCUACACUAAAUGGAGCUGGCCACUAAUGGGAAUGUAAAAAUACAGAUUUCUUGUGGGAGUUGAGAAAAAAACAGGGUUUUGUGAAGACAGCCAUAAGUAGAGUUGUGUCCGCUUACGUGAGUGUCCGUAAGCGGACAAACAACAUGUACUUUCCUUGCAUUAUCUGCACUUUUUUACUCCACUGACUGAAACAAUGGGGCUCUUGCAUUGAAAUAGUUUUUAAGUAAACUCUUUUUUUAUGAUUUAGGUUGGUAUAGACUUUACGGCAUCAAAUGGAGAUCCAAGUCAUCCUCAAUCGUUACAUUAUAUCAACCCUUCUGAACCAAAUGAAUACGUCAAAGCACUGGUGGCUGUAGGAGAAGUCUGUCAGGAUUAUGAUACGUACGUUAGCGCCGUGAUUUAAGGCUAAUAUGUCACGAGGAGGUUAUUGCUACUUUAAAUCGAUAGGACGUACGCCUUUGUACUACGAAGACCAGGAUUCAUUUCGUUGUUUUUUUUGUUGUUGUUGUUGUUAUUGUUUUAAUCCGGGCGGGGAAGAAAACUUGGUGAGAAAUGGGAUAAGCCGAGGGUAAAAUGGACGAGUGGAAAAUGAAAACUAGCUUCUGCGGUAUUCUAAGUGCCUUGUUGCCUUCAGACUCACGUUUGCCAUCGCUCUUCUUAGAGAGCAGCUUAGUUAGCUUUACAGGCUCUUUGACAUUUCGCGUCCUGUAGAACAUGUAUUAUGGAGCUUAAGUAAUAACGACGGCGAUGGCUUCGAAAACGUCACUUAAAAAGUGAAUUUGUGUUGCCUCAACUUUAUCGCGCUUAUUCCAUCUCGUUUAAUUUGUGGGCAAACUUUUUGGGGGUUGAAUGCUGAAAGACUUCGUCAAAGUUCGGGAAAAGAAAAAGGAAGUUGUUGUCUUGUGUUUCCGUCCUCGACAAAACGUGAAUUUAGGCACUUUCACGAUGUAGUCGUACAGUGACGGCUAAGAAAUAUACAAAACGUGCAAAGUUGUUGUUUUGCUAAUCUAACCUAUUGCCUUUUUGCCGUUCCCGUUGCUGUCGCCGUCGUCGUUGCUUAAGCUCGCUAUUCUUGAUGAUAAGACCAACCUCCCCAUUUUCUCGUACAUUUUCUUUCAUUUUAUUUGAAAUAUUUACACCGUACAACCUGGUUAUGACUUCUAUCUCUCGGAAACUCUAGCGGUUUUAAUUGAAAGCUGGAGACAUUUAUUUAUCAACCUUGAUCCAUAUGUACUUCUUUUGCGGAAUGGAGACUUUUUCUUUGCCUACGUUCUGACUGUAAAUCGUCACUACACAUGUGGUGGUUCAACAUGAAUUAAAUUAUAAUUAUGAUAAUUAAUGAUAAGUUUCAAUAGUUUGCUUGGACAACAACUUAUAAUCAUUUAUGUGACAUAGAUGUAGUAUGCCCAACACUGUUCUUUUUCUUUCUGUGUUAGUGACAAGUUCUUUCCAGCAUUGGGAUUUGGUGCACUAAUACCUCCAGGGAUGAAUGUUUCCCACGAGUUUCCAUUGAACUUCAACUUUGCUAAUCCAUACUGCAAUGGUAAUCUAUAAUACGUGCCAGCAUAAUACUUUAUAUGUAGACAACCCAACUUAUUUUGCUCCCAAACCUGACCAGAGUCAAAAUUCGAAAAAGUUUCUAAAUUCUGAAAAACGAAUAGCACCAUUUGAAACUAGAAAUAACGGGAAAACGGUUCCAUUUGAAUUAUCACAACGUAGGAUGUUUUCCAUGUUGUGGUUUAAUUUUAUCCUUGUUUUAAAUUGUAUUUUCCUUUGUUUCAAACUCAUCAGUAUAUACAUUACCAUACCCCAAAACAAAGGAAAAUAAAAUUUAAAGCAAGGAUAAAAUUGAACCAUUCCAAGUCAUCCUCAAUCGUUACAUUAUAUCAACCCUUCUGAACCAAAUGAAUACGUCAAAGCACUGGUGGCUGUAGGAGAAGUCUGUCAGGAUUAUGAUACGUACGUUAGCGCCGUGAUUUAAGGCUAAUGUGUCACGAGGAGGUUAUUGCUACUUUAAAUCAAUAGGACGUACGCCUUUGUACUACGAAGACCAGGAUUCAUUUCGUUGUUUUUGUUGUUGUUGUUGUUGUUGUUAUUGUUUUAAUCCGGGCGUGGAAGAAAACUUGGUGAGAAAUGGGAUAAGCCGAGUGUAAAAUGGACGAGUGGAAAAUGAAAACUAGCUUCUGCGGUAUUCUAAGUGCCUUGUUGCCUUCAGACUCACGUUUGCCAUCGCUCUUCUUAGAGAGCAGCUUAGUUAGCUUUACAGGCUCUUUGACCAUUUUCGCGUCCCGUAGAACAUGUAUUAUGGAGCUUAAGCAAUAACGACGGCGACGGCGACGAUAACGUCACUUAAAAAGUGAAUUUGUGUUGCCUCAACUUUAUCGCGCUUAUUCCAUCUCGUUUGAUUUGUGGGCAAACUUUUAGGGGGUUGAAUGCUGAAAGACUUUGUCAAAGUUCGGGAAAAGAAAAAGGGAGUUGUUGUCUUGUGUUUCCGUCCUCGACAAAACGUGAAUUUAGGCACUUUCACGAUGUAGUCGUGCAGUGACGGCUAAGAAAUAUACAAAACGUGCAAAGUUGUUGUUUUGCUAAUCUAACCUAUUGCCUUUUUGCCGUUCCCGUUGCUGUCGCUGUCGUCGUUGCUUAAGCUCGCUAUUCUUAAUGGUAAGACCAACCACCCCAUUUUCUCGUACAUUUUCUUUUAUUUUAUUUGAAAUAGUUACACCGUACAACCUGGCAAUGCCCUCUAUCAAACGGAAACGCUAGCGGUUUUAAGUGAAGAUGGAGACAUUUAUUUAUCAACCUUGAUCCAUAUGUAUUUCUUCGCGGAAUGGACACUUACCUUUGUCUUCGUUCUGACUGUAAAUGGUCAUUACACAUGUGGUGGCUCAACAUGAAUUAAAUUAUAAUUAUGAUAAUUAAUUAUAAGUUUUGAUAGUUUGCUUGGACAACAACUUAUAAUUAUUUAUGUGACAUAGAUGUAGUAUGCCCAACACUGUUCUUUUUCUUUCUGUGUUAGUGACAAGUUCUUUCCAGCAUUGGGAUUUGGUGCACUAAUACCGCCAGGGAUGAAUGUUUCCCACGAGUUUCCAUUGAACUUCAACUUUGCUAAUCCAUACUGCAAUGGUAAUCUAUAAUACGUGCCAGCAUAAUACUUUAUUAUAUGUAGACAACCCAACUUAUUUUGCUCCUAAAACUGACCAGAGUCAAAAUUCGAAAAAGUUUCCAAAUUCUGAAAAACGAAUAGCACCAUUAGAAACUAGAAAUAACGGGAAAACGGUUCCAUUUGAAUGAUCACAACGUAGGAUGUUUUCCAUGUUGUUGUUUAAUUUUAUCCUUGUUUUAAAUUGUAUUUUCCUUUGUUUCAAACUCAUCAGUAUAUACAUUACCAUACCCCAAAACAAAGGAAAAUAAAAUUUAAAGCAAGGAUAAAAUUGAACCACAACAUUAAUAAGCUUUAAGCACAAUUCCUCUGCUCUCUAAGAUCUUCUACCAGUUGAUCACCUGAGGUAUCACAUUUUUGUUUUUUCUUGUGCAGGAAUAUCGGAGAUUGUAUUAGCAUACCAAAAUUGUAUUCGUCAAGUGCACCUUUAUGGCCCAACCAAUGUGGCGCCUAUCAUAAAUCACGUGAUCCGAUUUGCCGAGCAAGCGGCCAAGGAGAGCACAGCAUCGGUAAGUGGCGUUCAAGGAAACCUGUAUUAACAGAUCAAGUAAUUUUUAACUAAUGCGUACGCGGCAGGAUUAGCUCAGUCGGUAGAGCGCUUGACUGCAGAGAGGGAGGUCACCGGUUCGAUUCCCGGGGCCAAACCAUUACUCACCUGGGUCUUACAAUAACUGAGAAAUGAAGGUACUUCCUUUGCACUGCAACUGCGGCUGGCCCUUAGCGUGGCUCGGAUGACCGCGUAAAAUGGCGGUCCCGUCUACAGUAGGGAUGUAAAAAUAGUGUCCCCAAUUAGUUCUUUCGUGCUAAAUACAUUGACACUCAAAUAGAGUGGAUUUUGUAAUUAGCUAACAAAAUGUAAUAAAUCAAUUAUUAAUCUUGUCUGUCAAAAAAUGAAUCUCUUGCUAUUACACGCUGACUCUUUUGCAUCCUGCGACGGAAAAACGUACAUUUAAAACAAAUAUAUGAAAUAACAAAUCAUCCCUUUUCAUAAACAUGAGGAUUUGUCGCUGUUACUCCUUUAUAGCCAUUCAGUAAUAUUUUAACGAAAAUUGAAGAAUUAUGGAAGAUUUUCCUUGAUAACGCGUGACGUGAGACCAUGCUACUCAAAAUUGCUCUUCUACUGUCACCGAGAAUGGCUUAUCUCGAUUUGACUGAAAUUCUCUCCAAAUUCAUUAACUACUGAAUGUUCCAUAAUUUGAUCUCGCUUUUUGGACAAGAUAAAAUUAAGUCCCAAGGCUGUUACCAGGGAGCUUAAGGAACGACGACGGCGACGUCAACGAGAAUGGCAAAAAAUCAAUUGGCCAGUUAUUAAACAGAAUUUAGCCAGUUUUUAACAUUUUCAGUUCGUCCAAUGCUUUCAUCUUAACACCAUUCAUCGUGAAAAGUUUCAUGAAAGCAUAAAGCGUAGACUAGAAAAACACUUAUUUUCGUAAAAUUACCCACGAAGGAAGAUAUGUGGAGGUCCAAAGACUUUCUAACCCGCGGCCUUAAGGCCUGUUUACAUGGAGCUGGGGGACCCCUGGUAGGUGAGGUAACAUGUGGCGGGUCACCCCACCUAUCAUGUAAACGUGAGCAAAUAUGGACAGGCGGGUUACCCCAUCUAAGCGGGUUACCUCACUCACCUGGGGUCCCCCACCUCCAAGUAACCAGGCCCCACGUUAGGUAUCGUUUAAAUAACCGACCCAGUAGGUUUACGUUGGCAAAGCAAGAACUAUGUACGUGCAUCACGCCUUUUUGUGCAUGUCUUUGCCAUGACUGCACGACAAGGACGUGACAAUGCCUAAUUUCACGUUUUGUGGAGGACGUGAACGCAAGAGAACGACUUUCAUUUUCUGUUCCUGAACUUCGAUAGUCUUUAAUAAUCAGCUCCAGAAAUAAUUGCCAACAUGUGAUGAAUUGAACGGAAUGGAAUAAGCGCGAUAAAGUUUGAAGCAGCGCAAUGAAUUCUUUUUUAAGUGGCGUAUUCUAUUGAUCGAUUGCUCUUGUGACCCUGCCCAAUAAACAGAAAGAAGAAACUUUCGCACUAUAUGUAAUAAUUAUAUAACAGCUUUAUGUCUGGUUUUCUUAUAGCAAUACUAUGUGCUGCUGCUGUUGACCGAUGGCGUGUUAACAGAUAUGGAGGACACUAAAGCUGCCAUUAUCAAAGCAUCUCGUCUUCCCAUGUCAGUCAUCAUUGUGGGUGUUGGCGAGGCGGAUUUUAAAGACAUGAAUGAAUUGGAUGCUGACGAGGGAAGGUGAAUACUAAAAACUGAAUCAUUCUAAAAAUUAUUGUAAUGUCUCGCUGACAACACUUUGGAACCCAUUUCUGGGAAUCCUAUUCUCGUUUCCUGAGCCGUUGUCACAGUGAUAUGGGCAUCCCCGCGUUUUGGGCUUCCCCGUUCCCAAAACUCUAGUGAUAUGGGCAUCCCCUGUAACCCUAACCCAAAUCGCCAAGUUAGUACGUGAAGGGGAUGCCGAUAUCACUAGUGUUUUGUUAAUGGGGAUACCCAUAUCACUGUAACACCGCCUGACUCAUCUGCGGGAGCCUGGUCACAAGGGGUUCCAGCGACCUAGGGGGCCUGGGGCCUCUGGGAUUAGUUUGAGGCCGUUACGUUCCUCCUUCAUUCUUAAUUUGUUGUUCUUAGUGUUGAAAAAUCUUAGUAGAAAUGAAACCAUGGUGUAUCUUAAGACGAACAUUCGUGCACCAAGGAGUAUUGGCCGUUGCUUGAUGCAAUACGGUCUUACGGAAUCUUUCAGUAACUACGGUAAAGACGUUAAACGGUCCUGGUCUUGCACUUUAAAUUUGCAUACGUGCCGUAAAUAUACUUACCUAGCUGACAGUUCUAAGACUUUUCAGUUGGUCGCCAGGAAGGUAAUACUUUGCGAAACUACUAUUGUGUAAAUGUGGGUUUGUUCACUUUUUAUUCAGGUUACGUUGCGGCCAUCAUUAUGCUGAUCGAGACAUCGUGCAGUUUGUACCUUAUCGGGAAUUCAAAAACGUGAGUCCAGUUUUAAACAUACUUAUAUACUGUUAAAGUCGGGAUUCACAAGGGGGCAAUUUCUUCCACAACAGGGUAAUUACAAGGAACUGGAGAACUACAUCAUAGAUUACAAAUGCUUAAAAUUUCUCAAACUCGUUUUUCAUAUAUGAAGAAAAAACAAAGGAAGUCACUACCGUGACAGUGGCUUCGAUAUCGCUUCUUUGUACCAUGAUCAGGAUUAAAACUCCACGUGUCGUGUUUGAUAAAUUACAAGAACACUUCUCACUGCUACGUCAAACAGUAAUUGACUGUAAUUUUGUAAUACUUUCUUUUCCGUAGAAAUCCCCAGCGCUGCUUGCCAAACACGUCUUGGCUGAAAUACCCAAACAAGUGCAAGAAUACUUCAGCAAACGUGGCCUCGCUCCCAUGCCGCCAAAAGGCCCUGCUCCACCCUCCUUGGGAGCUCUUUGA